AUGUCAGUACCUAUAUUAACUAUUCCUGAGUCAUCAUUUGACCCAGCAUCUUAUAAUAAUCUUAAAAACUCCAAAUCAAAAUCACAAAUCUUACUUUACAUUAUAAAAUUAACUCAAAGAUCAUCAAUAGGAUUAAUAUUAUUUUAUUUAAUUGGAUUAUUAAUUAUUAAACCAUUAAUGGAACUUAAUGUUACUAGAAGGAAAGAUUUUUUGGAUUAUAUAAGAGGGAAAUUACGAGAUUUUUAUCUUAAAUCAAUAACUAAAGUACAAUAUAUCCCUAUAGUUGCUAUUAAAAAUAAACAAAAUGGUAAAUUAUAUUCUGAUGCUAUUAUUCAAACUGAAAAUAAUCAAUUGUCAAACAACAACAAUAACAACAAUAACAACAAUAACAAUAACUCCAGUAAUGGUGAUAGAUUAGGUCAAAAUGAAUUAUAUAAAAAAUUGACAAAAUUAUCAAUUUUAUUGACUGAAGGAAUUCGAAGUUAUUCUACAUCAGAAUUAUCGAAUUAUAAAAGUAUAAAUUAUUCAAUUAAAGAUUUACAAAAUAAAUCUGAUUUAGUUUAUUUUAAUCAAAAUGAUUUAUUUGUAUUGGAUAAUAUUGUAACUGUGACUUCUGGUACUACAAUGAAAAAGAAAGAUCUUGCUGUUGAAACUAGAAAUGAAAUUAGAAGUAUUAAAGGAUUAUAUAUGAGUGGACAAGCAUAG
This is a messenger RNA of Candida dubliniensis CD36, 705 nucleotides long. RefSeq names its product Pex17p (gene PEX17). Bases 1 to 705 code for a protein of 234 amino acids. The record is from RefSeq and is a predicted model, not a curated record. The transcript has a single exon. Lineage: Eukaryota; Fungi; Ascomycota; Pichiomycetes; Serinales; Debaryomycetaceae.